AUGAAGUUCUUUCUCUACUUCCUUCUUCUCGUUUCUUUCCUGUCUCUUGCAGCCAGUUUCGCGACUGCCGCCAAAACUGAAGACAAUCUCGAGAACAUCGAAAGACUGACCAUCGACGACGACGAGCCAGGCCUCCCGGGCACCAUGACCGAUCCCGACUUUGAUGACGAUUAUGAUCUGGACAACCAGAAGGAUUCGAACUUGAACGCCCCGUCUAACAGUCUCGAACCACGCAAAUGUAUUGGACACCUCAGAACCGGCGUCGGUUCACAUGCCGUGAGACUUUCUCCGACUCAGGGUGCCGUUCUGUGCUCCGACCAGGCCCUGCCCCAGAAGUUGGAUCAACAUGUGAAUAGCGCCCUAUCGGGCACCUCUAACUUGAGUCUUGACUCAGUGAAACGGACCCCGGAGUCCCCCCAUCCAACUGACCAAUUCAAACCGAAAUAUUAUCUAGAAACAGUCCCCCUAUUGGGAGCCACCACCAAGAUGCAGCUCAUCACCUUCUCCGCCCUCGCAACCGCCUUCCUGGCCGUCUUCGCGGCCGCGAACCCCGUCGAGCUCGAGAAGAAGGAAGCCGACCCUGCCUACUACCGCGAGGCCGAGGAGUCCUGGCGCCGUCCCGAGUACUACCGUCCCGAGUACUACGGCCCUGCUCCCGGCGCUGGCAUCGGAAUCGGUGCUAACGCCGACGCUGCUGCCGAUGCUCACCUCGGUGUCGGUGUUGGCGCUGGUCGUUAA
This is a messenger RNA of Aspergillus affinis, 738 nucleotides long. RefSeq lists its product as uncharacterized. The record is from RefSeq and is a predicted model, not a curated record. The transcript has 4 exons. Lineage: Eukaryota; Fungi; Ascomycota; Eurotiomycetes; Eurotiales; Aspergillaceae. The coding region runs from base 1 to 738 and encodes 245 amino acids.